AUGUAUCUUAAGCUUUUAAAGGUUGUUACUGUAUCGUUUUUGAUUUUCACAAGUGACAUUGUUUGUGGUAAAAAGCUUGUUGGAGAAGAGAAGAAAAUCCUAGAAUAUAGUGAGGACAUUAUUAAGAGUGGUUGUGAUUUAAAAACAAGUUUAUCGUGUCGUGUUCGUGAUGAAAUGCAUGGAGUAGGGCAUGUUAGAGAUUACAUUAAAGAUGAGGUCCUCAAUAAGUUGCAAGGAAAGGGCCAAGGUAAAGGGGAAGCAAUGUUAAAACGAAGUAUAACAAUAAAUAUGGAUGAUGAUGGUCAAUCGACGAAUGGAGUUGCGAUCAAAUAA
This is a messenger RNA of Lactuca saligna, 333 nucleotides long. The record is from the annotation of a GenBank genome assembly. NCBI's taxonomy places the organism in Eukaryota, Viridiplantae, Streptophyta, Magnoliopsida, Asterales, Asteraceae.